AUGCAAAGGCAUUCAUGUUCAAAGGUUCCUGAAGCUGUUGUAGCAGCCAACAAAGUUGCCUCUUUGAAUCCUUUCUUCAAAGUAAAUAUUCGAUCAAGCCAUGUGGAGCACGGCUCUUUGACUGUACCUGUGGAAUUCUUCAGGAGUUAUGCCAAGAAGAGCAUUGAGAAUGUAAUAUUACAAGUUGCAAGGAGACAGUGGACUGUGAAAUUACUAAUCUACCGGUCUCCUCAUCAAGGUUGCUUUUCUGCAGGAUGGUCGUCAUUUGCAAAGGAAAAUUCUAUACAAGUAGGGGAUGCUUGCAUCUUUGAGUUGGUUAACAGUGAAACCAUGUUGCUAAAAGUCUCUUAA
Ricinus communis (castor bean) is the source of this 351-nucleotide messenger RNA. RefSeq names its product B3 domain-containing protein REM19-like. Bases 1 to 351 code for a protein of 116 amino acids. Gene Ontology annotation, molecular function: DNA binding. Lineage: Eukaryota; Viridiplantae; Streptophyta; Magnoliopsida; Malpighiales; Euphorbiaceae. The transcript has 2 exons. The record is from RefSeq and is a predicted model, not a curated record.